Molecule: messenger RNA, 1022 nt
Organism: Trematosphaeria pertusa
Lineage: Eukaryota; Fungi; Ascomycota; Dothideomycetes; Pleosporales; Trematosphaeriaceae
Exons: 2
Coding region: 1-951 (316 amino acids)
Source: RefSeq, a predicted model, not a curated record
AUGGCCUCAGACACCUCCGGACCACCGCUCUCCCCCACGGAGCAGCAAAUGCUGCAGGAAGUUGUGAACCAGAGAGUCAAGGACGACGGCGGUACGUUUGUAGUCCGGCACAUCGAUGACCAAGACCAAUCAUGCAUUAUCGACGGACUACGCACCGGACAGUCUCCCCGCGGGACGCCUCGCACCCAGAAACCCGAACUCCAUUGCCGCAGGGCCCAGGAGCUCGCCGGGCUAGUUAAGGAUAGGGAGCCCGAAUCCGGCGGUUUAAGAUCCCUAUUCUGGAUUGGGACAGUCCCUGAUGCGCCUUCACCAUCCGAUUGCUGCGGCGCCCCAGUCUCAGGGAUGGACGAGACGAGACGGCUCUGGACAGACCAGUGGGAUAACCCCACAUUCAAACGCGAGCUGACUAGCUACCUUGACCAGAACGCGGGUGCCAUGGCGCGCGUCGAUAAGAUCGUCUGCUUUGGGCUCGGAGACUGGAGCGUCCAAUCCCAAUCUUAUUCCUAUAUUCAACACCUCGCCGCUCUACACAUCCGCUCCACGCUCGCGCGCAUUCAAGACACCCCUCUCACCACCUUCAAAGUCUACGCACAGGACCCUGCAUACUGCACAACCGCUGAAGCCUCACUGCGCAAACUCGACAUCGAGCCAGUUGAGCACCCUUCAGGCUUCGAUCUUCUUGACGAGAACACUUUCGUAGUGAGUAUGUACCCCACCGCCCCAGUGCGUCAGAUGGCUACGGGGCUCUUGAACCAUGUUGGUGGGCCGGCGGGGAUGCUUUGCAAUGCCAUUCAGAACGAUGGGAUGUAUCAUGUCAAGGGGCAGUGGGACCCUUCGAGUCCUUGGGUGAUGGCGUAUCGUGAUAGAUGUGAGAAUUGGGAUCCUGGGCGGCUUCAGGAGGAGGAGUUAGCGGAUGGGAAGCCUUUCGAGGGGCUGGAGUUGUAUCGGUAGAAGAGGACGUGAACGGGGCUGACAGCAACGUACGCCUUGACUGAUUCGGGCUCUGGAAGAUUGCGUUAUGG